GACGAAUGUUAGAAAAAAAAGUGAGAAGAAGUGAAAAGUGAACAUGUUGAGGUUGGACAGUCAUAAAUUUUGUACCCAAAUUAACAAAAAGAAAAAUAUUACCCACCACUCCAGUUUUCCUCGGUUCUAUUCAAUGAAUAUUUCAAUUUUUUAUUAAAUAUUGGUUGAAAUAUUCUUUUGAUUGUAACCGUGUGUAAACUUAGCAUCACUUCAUUUGUUUGAAGAAAGUGGCAUCAUGGAAGACAACACAAAUGGAAUCGCCAAUAAAUCAGGUUGUCCAGCAAGUAGGGAUUCUUCAUUUCAUUUUGUUCCCCCGGGAUCAGUUCAAAACGGUACGAACGAUGUAGAUAGCUUCCACAUUCUCGAUGAGACUGAUGAAAAUGAGGAAUCUGAUAAUGCAGUAGAUUAUGAUUCUGACAUUCCUGAUGAUGAGAUUGAAAAGAUGCUUGAAGAAGCUUUGGAAAGAAAGAAGAGAAAAGCUUCAGAAGCAGGCUUAGAAACUGAAGAUGACAUUCCUUUUGAAGAGAAAACAAAGAUUGUUUUAAUUGAGAAAGGUCAAAACCACUUUGAUAUCCUUCCAGAAGGCUGGAUACAAGUUGCACACAAUAGUGGAAUGCCAAUAUAUUUACACAAAAUCACUAGAGUAUGUACCCUCUCCAGGCCAUAUUUUCUAGGGCCAGGGUCUGCUCGCAAACAUAAUAUCCCUGUGAAUGCAAUUCCUUGUUUGAGUUACAAGAAAGCAUUGGAAGAAGAAAAAAGUAAAGGUCCUGAGGAAGUUAGGUCAAAUAUCUCUGAUCAGAAUUUUCCAAAUGCAAAAAUUGAAACUGUGCAAGAAAAUAUUCAGAUGCAAAAUCUUUCUCCAGAAGAAGUUAGAGAAUAUUGUCAAAAAGUGUUUCAAUUUCAGUCACUGAAAGUACUUAGAUUCAAAUCAUGGUCAGAAAGGAGAAAAUUCACUAAGAAACGAAAACAUGAGAAGCAACUUCAAAGACCUACAUUGCCAGAUGGAACCAAACUCAUAACCUUCCCUAUUAGAAAUUCUGAAGCAUCUGAUAGUAACCCAAAUUCAAAGAAAGAAUGGAUAAUGAAUCCCAAUGGCAAAUCAUAUGUUUGUAUUUUGCAUGAAUAUGUUCAACAUGCUUUGAAAAAGCAACCAAGCUAUGAAUUCAUUGAGUUAGAAAAUGCAGCAACACCUUAUUCUGCUACUGUUUUAAUAAAAGAAAUGCGAUAUGGAGUAGGUUAUGGGUCCAGUAAGAAGCAAGCUAAGUCAGAAGCAGCUAAAGCAACUUUAGAAAUUUUGAUACCAGAAAUGAAAUUAAAAAUUAUACCUGACAAUAAAUCAGGUGAUACAGCUAAAAAAGACAAAGACCAGGAUCUCUCAUUCUUUGAUGAAAUUAGAGUAGAAGAUCCCCGUGUAGCAGAAUUUUGUGCCAAAACCACUGAACCAGCACCAUAUGAUAUACUUCUAACAUGUCUCCAACGUAAUUUUGGAUUAGAUGAUCUCCAUAUUAGCUACCAAGGAAAUACUUCAAAAAAUCAAGGCAAUGAGUUUACAAUGACAGUAGGAAAACAUACUGCUACUGUGGUGUGUAAGAAUAAAAGAGAUGGCAAGCAGAGGGCAUCUCAAGCUAUUUUACAGGCCUUACAUCCUAGUAUAACUUCUUGGGGGUCACUUCUGAGACUGUAUGGCAAUAGGUCUGUAAAAAGCUUCAAAGAAAAGAAAAUGGAGGAACAAGAAAUCACUUCAUUACAAAGUAAAGCAGCUGUGAAUCAACCAAACUAUGCUAUAUUGAAUAAGUUACAUAUGGAAUUAGGAAAAUUACGUGAUAGCCGUAUAUUUAUAAAACCUGUUGGUGUGCUGAAAACUAGCAGAACUGGGGUACUCCGUAGAUUGAAUAGUAGUAUUCCUAAAAAACAAAACUCAUGAUGUUACUAGUUUCAAAUUGUAUAUUUUUUGUGUUGUUUCUUCAACAGAUGUGCCACAUCCUUGUUAUAUUUUCCUGGUACUGAUUAAUUUAUUCAGAAAUGUAUUGGAAUGAGAUUGUAGAUUUUAUAGGAAUAUUUGCAGUAGUUCUCAGGCACUGAUAUGAUUUUAUAUUUGGAUUAAUUGAUACCCAUUUCAAUAACAAUUAUGAUAAGUUAUUUUUUCUAUUCAUUAAUAAUGGUCAUCCAAAGCUGAAGAAAAUAGUUUUGAUCCAGAAUAAAUUGUGUAUUUGAGUCCAUGUACUAUUUUUGUGUUUAUGACAAUUCCUAGAACUUGAAUAUUUUGUGAGCAUAGUCAUUAGUAAUAAAAGCUAAAAUUGUAUUCGGUUUCUUGCUAUAAAUUCCUUUCUA
Phaedon cochleariae (mustard beetle) is the source of this 2331-nucleotide messenger RNA. NCBI's taxonomy places the organism in Eukaryota, Metazoa, Arthropoda, Insecta, Coleoptera, Chrysomelidae. The record is from the annotation of a GenBank genome assembly.